AUAAAUUAAUACUUUGUGACUAAUUUUAGAAUUAUUUUAGACAUACACACUACUAAAUUUAUCUUCAGCUAGGAAUAUAUUCAAGAAAUCUAAGUGCUACUUGUGUAUCAGCCACUGUGCUAAGAGCUACAGAUGAAGUAAAGAAGCAAGCAGACAGCUCUUAGUGGGGUAUAGUCUAGCAAGGGACACAUAAAAGUAAUUGGAUAGACAAUUUAAAAAGUUGUGACACAUUCUGUAAGACAGCAGGUGCUGAAAGACUGAGUGCAUCACAGGAGCCCUGGCCUCAGAAAAGGUCACAGUUAAAGCAAAAGGAAACGGAGGUGGAAGAGCUGCCUAGACGGACAGAACAGCACUGUAUCAAAGUCCAGAGGCAGAAAAGAACCUUUCUAGGCUGGACCAACCUCUCUUCUUCACGUGCACAGAUGCUGUCAAAGCCUCCGGCACCCUGAGCGCCCUUCCCCAGACACUUACUUGUUCGUGUCUCUUCCAAGCUUGGUGUCUGAAGGGUACAGCUUCCUCCAGGCCAGCCUGGGAAAGCAGCUUGCCGUGUAUCAACCUCAGAGCACCCACUUCAGAAAAAAAGUGGCUUCACUGAAGAAACAUGUUAGAGAGUCAUCACUUCUCUGAAAUAUCAGUAUUUACAACGUGGAGUUGUCAGCCUUCAUAGAAGACACAUUUUCAAAAUCAAAAUGAACGCUUUCUAUGAGGUUUUAGAUCAGUUGUAUAAGAAGGUACUUCUUGGAGCUACACUUGAAAGUGACAGCCACAAGUAUGUCUUUUAUCUCAACCUGGCACUUUCAGAUCAAGAGUGCACUACAGCCCUUUCCAUAGAAUGGCCAGACACUGAUAGGGUGCAGGACAGGCAGCAGUCACCCCCUGUCGAGGUGAUUGCCAUUCCUGGAGCAGGGGUUUGUAUGAAGAGAAACUCUCAGGCAAGCGGUGCCCAAGACCUGAAGCUCCUUCAGUUAACCGUGAUCCAUGUGAUGAUAUCCAGGAUAAUGUCUUUGGAAACUGAGAUCCAUGCACAGGAGAAAUACAGAGAUAUAACUAAAAUUCUUUUACAGUCCUCUGAGGUGGAUUCUAAAUUGAUUGACAUGGUCCAAAAUUCAGACAAAUUGUUGUCUCAUAUGGCUGCAAAGUGUCUGGCAUCGCUUCUCUAUUUCCAGUUGAAAGAAAAGAUAACAUUAAGUAGUUCCUGGAUUGUUUUUUGCCAAAAAAAUCUUUCUGAAUACUCUGAGAGUAAUGAAGUAAUACAUUGCCUCUGGAUUCUUAUAGCUGUAAUAAAAGAAAUCUUUAAAGACCCAUGUUCUGAAAAAACAGAAAUUCUAAAGCAGUUCCUGACUACUUUUGACAAUACUUUUGAAGUAUUCUACAAUUCCUUAUUUUCCCAGCAUUUUGAAAACUGCCAGGAUCCUUCUAAGAUAAUAAACAGCUUAAUGAGUUUCUUGGACUUACUUGAACUUCUCAUAGCCUCCAGAAUCUACCUGAAGUUACAUUUCAGGAGCCAGAGGGUUUUAUUUUUGAAACCUUCUUGUGUGCUAGACAUUCUUACCUGGCCUAUUCAGGCUUUUGUCAAAAGGAAGUUGAUGAUAUUUAUCAAAAAGUGCCUUCUGUGUAAGGUGGGUGAAGACCUGUGUCGUGCAUCUGUGCUUGUCUUGACGUCACCAGACCACUAUUUAGAUGUGGACAUACUGGCUUUAGCUAAUGCUGUUUUGCAAACUGUGAAUCUGGGCUUUUUGAAGACCUGGUCUGUUCAUGGAAAACGGCCUUGCUUUGGAGGUAAUGAAGUUCAGCCUGGAUGUGGAGAUAUCGCUGGUCCAGAUCAUGUGUUCCUUAGAGCUGCAAGCUUAGUUAUAAUGAAGUCUUUAGAAAUCAAGUUUCAAAAUUACACCUCUGUGAAUGAAAUGAAAGUUGACUUACAGAGGUUCAUGUCUGAGUUACUGAUCUUCUUAAAGCCUAACCUUCAGCCCUCUCUGCAAUUACACAACCCAUGUGAAUGGCUGUCUAGGGUCUUCAUAGAACAAGACGACGACAUGCUGGAGGCUGCCAAAGCGUCACUGAGCAUUUACUUACAGUUGACCAGAGAAUAUGAGGCUACUGGAAGUUUGACCGAAGAAAAAGCAAUGUGGAUCCGUCAAACACAUGAAAAUGGCUACAAUCCUCACUGUAUUUUUAUAUACUUCUUAAAAAAUAUAGGAUUUGAUUCUACAGUUCUUCUUGACUUUUUGAUUUCAUCAGAGACCUGUUUUCUUGAAUAUUUUGUUAGAUAUUUAAAGUUACUACAGAAAGACUGGGAUCAUUUUUUCACCAUUUGCAAGGUCUUUGAUGCAACUGAAUCUCAAUGUGGCAUGAAUAUUUGUGAUUGUGUCCCCUCGCUUGUCCAAGACGGAAGCAGCAACGAAACACCACCUCAUUGUUUGACUGCUCCUGAUAGUCACAUACGUGCUCACACCUGCAUUCCCUGGGCUUCUGGGGAUUCUUCUGAACCUCUCAAGCAGGUUGUGAUGUCCAGUGAGACCCACACCAUGAGGGAUCAUGGUUUGUCUUCUCCUCGGGCUUCUCAGAGUCUGGUAGAUUAUGACAGCUCUGAUGAUUCUGAAACAGAAUCCAAGGACCAGUAUUUAGCAAUCAACCAGCAGACAUCUUCCUACCAACAAACAAGCAAGAAAAUUCAAGACCUAGCUGGGGCAAGUAAGGAUAAAAAAGAACUUAGCCUAAAGCCUCAGUCAAGGCCUCUGGUUCCAAAAGAAUCUACUGCUUCUUUCUCCAUUGACUGUGAAGUAGCCCCAAAUAAUAUUGUCGCUGAAGAAGGAAUAUUUUACAGAAUAGUCAAAUGCUUUGAAGAGCUACAAGAUGCCAUUUACCGUUUGCAAAAGAAAAAUCUCUUCCCAUAUAACCCAGCUGCACUUUUAAAGUUGUUAAAACGUAUAGAAGCAAUAUAUAAUAAAAGUACCAGCCUUUUGUAAAAUGUGACAUUUUAUUCCAGGAAUUGUUUUUCUUUAAUAUAAACUGCAUAUUAAUAAUAGUUUAAAAAAGAAAAACACUGCAAAAAGGUUUUCUAAAUCAAGUCUUUCUUUUGCCUUAUUAGAAGCAGCAUAGUGCCUGAAAAAGAGACAUCAAAUGACAAGUCCCUUGAUACAGUUCUGUGUUGCUUGCAAAUCAUGGUAGUUCAAACUUACACAAAAUUUGGAAUGGUUAUUGUAUCAGAUUCCUAGGGCUGCCAUAACAAAUUACCACAUCCUUAGCUCAAAUUUAUUUAUUCUCUAAUGGUUCUGGAGGCUAGAAGAGUAAAAUCAAGGUGUUGGCAGGGCAUGCUUUCUCACAAGGCCAUAGAGGAGUCUUUCCCUCCUUCUGGUAGUUGCCAGCCAAUCUGGGUGUCACUUGCCUGUAGCUGCAUCACCCCAUUCUGUACCUCACAUGACAUUCUCCCCCGUGGGAAUGCCUGUGUCCACUUUGUCUUACAAGGGCACCAAUCAUGACAUUAGGGCCCUCUAAUCUAGUCUGACCUCAUCUUAACUUGAUCAUAUAUACAAAGACUUCAUUUCCAAAUAAGAUCCCACUCACAGGCUCUAGUUGGACAUGAAUUUUGGGAAGACACUAACCCAGUAUAGUUAUUAUUUCUGAGGUAUUUACAUGUAAAGUGAUAGAAAAAAAAUUUUAGGAGUGGCAAUUUGCUCUAUAUACAUGCACAUAUACUCUGUGGACAUAAUUUUUUAAAAAUUUGGCAUAUAACAUUUGUACUUUGCCAGGGAUUUAGCUCAGUGGUGCUGCUGCCUGCCUCGAAAGUGCAGGGUCAUGAGUUCGAUCCCCGGUACUCCCCAAAAAUAUAUAUAUUUGUAUUUCAUGGGGUAUAGCAUUAUAAUUGAUACAUUAGAGAAUGUUUAAUAGCCAAAUCAGAGUAAUUAACAUUUCCAAGUCUUCAAAUAUUAUCGACUAUGUAUGUAUGUUCAAACUCUUGCUCAAAUAAUUUAAAAAUAUAUAUGUUGCUAAAGAACAUAGUUAUCCUACUAAGCUAUAGAACAUUAGAACUAAUUUUCUACCUAUGGAUACUUUGGUACCUGUUAUCCAACCUCCCCUUUCUCCUACCCUUCCUAGGUUCUAUUGACUGUUUUACAGUACUUGUAUGUGAUGAACUGUUUUAGCUCCCAUGAAAGUGUGAGAAUAGAUGGGGUUUAUCUUUCUGUGCCUGGCUCACCUCAUGUAACGUACUGUCUUCUGGUUCCAUCUAUGUUGUUACAAGUGACAGAAUUUCAUUAUUUUUGGUGGAACAAUAUUCCAUUUUUUAUGUGUGUAUAUAUGUAUAUAUAGAGUUCCAUAUUUCCUUUAUGCAUUCUUCCAUCAAUGAAUGUCUUGAUUGAUUUCCAUUUCUUGACUGUUGUACAUAGUACUGCGAAUAAACAUGGAUGGACAUGCA
This is a messenger RNA of Heterocephalus glaber (naked mole-rat), 4414 nucleotides long. The record is from RefSeq and is a predicted model, not a curated record. Lineage: Eukaryota; Metazoa; Chordata; Mammalia; Rodentia; Bathyergidae.